This is a messenger RNA of Brassica oleracea var. oleracea, 579 nucleotides long. Its product is annotated as putative pectinesterase/pectinesterase inhibitor 26. The record is from RefSeq and is a predicted model, not a curated record. The transcript has 2 exons. NCBI's taxonomy places the organism in Eukaryota, Viridiplantae, Streptophyta, Magnoliopsida, Brassicales, Brassicaceae. Gene Ontology annotation, molecular function: enzyme inhibitor activity. The coding region runs from base 1 to 480 and encodes 159 amino acids.
AUGGAUCAAGCCUUGGCAAAAAAACUAUGCGAAAAAUCUGAAGACAAAGCGUUUUGCGUUUCGAGCCUAACCUCGCGUCACGAAGCAGAAACCGCAACCGCACCAAAACUAGGCGUGAUUGCGUUAAGUGUUGCGUCUACAAACGCUUCAGACACGUCUCUCUACAUCAAAUCGAAAUUAAAACAGAAGAACCUCGAGCCCGCGUUGGAAGACACGUUAGAUGAUUGUUCUAAGAAUUAUUUAGACGCAGUCGCGCAGCUAGACGCAGUCGCGCAGCUAGACGAUUCUCUCGCCGCUUUGCUGGCAAAUGCGUACAUCGAUGUUGAUAUUUGGCUUAAUACGGCGAUUAGCGACGGAGAGGCUUGUGAAGACGCUUUGAGUGAACGUGCUGGUAAUGACGCUGAGCUUGCUCGUAGGAACACUAACUUCUUGAAGCUUUGCAAGGACGCUCUUCUCAUCAACACUAUUUUAACUCCAUAAGUUUAUUGUUACCACUAAUUAAUUACUUUGUAUUUGUUUGUCGUAAUUUUCUAUAAAUUGCUUUUAGAAAAAAAAUCUAUAAAUUGGUCCAAUAUGUGG